Photinus pyralis (common eastern firefly) is the source of this 1788-nucleotide messenger RNA. RefSeq lists its product as uncharacterized. NCBI's taxonomy places the organism in Eukaryota, Metazoa, Arthropoda, Insecta, Coleoptera, Lampyridae. The transcript is spliced from 2 exons. The record is from RefSeq and is a predicted model, not a curated record. The coding region runs from base 38 to 1369 and encodes 443 amino acids.
UGGUUCUUUUUGUUUUUUUCCAUUUACUCAGCGGACAAUGGGUAAACAUAAAAGAGACAGAUCUAGGAGUAGAUCGUCGACUAAGCGUUCUUUUAACAAAGAAAUUAGAGAUCUCAAGAGGAAAUUGGAUAAGUUGGAAAAGGAGAGAGACAGGGCUAAAAGAGAUUUUUCCCGCUUCCGCGAAAGUUGUUCUCGUAAUGAAACAAUUUCACGAGGGAAUAGAGAAUGCCGUUCUCCGAGUGAGUCGGAUUCUUCAAGGCGGCGGCGGCGGCGCUCCAGGUCCCAACGUCGUUCUCCCAGUGAGACGAGUUUGAAUCCCGGGCGCGACACUCAAGGUCGCCGUGAAGGUCGUUCUUCGAGUAAGGCGACUUCUACAAAGCUUCCCUUUCGAAGGGAACAAGAAAGCCGCAGCCCCAGCGUCGCUCUCUCUCUCUUUACUCGUACUGACACGAGUCGCGCAGCUAAUAGCGCAACUAUCGAUUUCGUUGGACCUGGCGGCCGUCACUCGAGUAGUGCGGCGCUUGUGGCUAGUUCUGCUGAUUUUUCUCCCCGAAAAGAGGAGUCUCCUGCUCUAAUCUUGCUUGAUGAUGCGGGCAUCUCUGAAGAAAUUCGACUUAUUUUGGGUCCCGAUCCAAACCAGCAGAAAAAGUCAACAUUUAAUUUACACAAGGCUGUAGAGCCAAUUUGGACUCAUAUUUUAGGUUUUGGCCUUCCUAAAGAAGAGUGUGAUGAGCUCUUCAAAAAAUACGAGCUCCCUAUCAAUUGUAAGUUUCUUACACCCCCUCGUAUUAACCCAGAGGUCGAGGCCAACUUGAAUACGCUUCAUUCUACCAGGGACCAAACGCAUUCACAAUACCAAUUUCGGCUGAGCAAGGCUUUAGCUGCCCUGGGCAUUUCUUUGAAUGUGAUUUUGGAGGAGGAGGAGAAUAUUCCUAGAGCUUCCAAGGAUAGAAUUUUAUCAAGUAUCGCGGAUUCUGGACGCUUGCUUUGUAGCCUUUUCAACGAUAUUUCCCUUAAGCGACGUCAACUUAUUCUUCCUCUCAUGAAUAAACAUAUCAAGACUUUAGUGGAACAAAUCCCUCCUGGAGAUUUUUUAUUCGGGCCCGAUUUAGGCGACAAGAUCCAAGCCAUUAAGACUAUGGAAAAGGUCGGAAAGGAGAUUCGUGUACCCCAGCCCCCCUACAACAGAUACCAACAGAAUUCAGUUGCGUUUCAGAAAAAGAAGGGAGGGGGGGCAGAGAAGUCACAUACAGCUACUAGUGGUCAGUUAAACCGGAGACGCCCGACCUACCGAAAGAGAGAGGCAAGGUCACAGAAAGGGCGACUCUCGAUGCCCCAAAAAUCAUCAAUACAUCAGAAAUACCGUUAAUGGUAGGUAAUAAUUUGUUUUUAGCAGGCCGUCUGCAGUUUUUUAAAAAUGUCUGGAAAACAGUGACCUCAAAUCCCACAGUCUUGUCUUGGGUUGAAGGUUAUAAAAUACCUUUUUCCAAGACCCCUCCAUUUUCGGAUGGUCCAAUUAAACAUAGUUUUUCCGCCAGCGAAAUUAUCCUUUUGGACGCGGCCAUCAAAGAGCUUCUAACCUUAGGAGCCGUUUCAAAAUGUACUAGUUUACCGGACCAUUUUGUUUCGCCAAUCUUUUUAACAGAAAAAUCUAACGGAAAAAUGCGGUUUAUUUUGAAUCUUAAGAAACUAAAUGUCCAUGUUGUUGCUCCUCAUUUUAAAUUGGAGGAUCACAGAACGGCUCAAGGGUUAUUAAGAACAGGUUUAUUCAUGACAACGGUCGACCUC